Molecule: messenger RNA, 1419 nt
Organism: Acaromyces ingoldii
Lineage: Eukaryota; Fungi; Basidiomycota; Exobasidiomycetes; Exobasidiales; Cryptobasidiaceae
Product: putative QCR2-40 kDa ubiquinol cytochrome-c reductase core protein 2
Exons: 7
Coding region: 41-1375 (444 amino acids)
Cellular component (GO): mitochondrion
Molecular function (GO): metal ion binding
Source: RefSeq, a predicted model, not a curated record
CUCUCGCUUUCCUUCCCUUCCCUCCCUCGUAACUCGAGACAUGUCGCUCGCCAGGUCGCCUCUUUUGCGAGCUGCGACUCGCAGCGUCAGCGCUCGUACGCCGCUGGCCCGGUCCUUUACGACGUCCAAGGCCGACACGAUUCCGAUUGCUGCCUCUGCCGACAAUGGGAUUCAAACGACUUCGAUCACAGUUGCUGUCCGAGCUGGACCACGGUUCGAGACGAGCCCCGGUGUUGCCCACGUCCUGAAGAACUUCACCUUCAAGUCCAACGCCAAGAGGUCUGCGCUCGCACUUGUCCGAGAAGCCGAGCUCUACGGAGGUGUGCUGUCAGCGUCAUUGACCAAGGAGCACCUCCUCCUCAACGCCGAGUUCCUGAGGGGCGACGAGGACUACUUUGUUGAGCUGCUCGGUGACGUUCUCUCUUCGUCCAAGCUCCUCCCUCACGAAUUCUCCGAGGAGGUUGUGCCCGCCGUCCAGUCCGAGUACGAGCAGGCCCUCAACCAGCCCCAGGUCCUUGGUCUCGACAAGCUCUCGCAGACUGCCUACCGACAGCGUGGACUUGGUGCAUCCCUCUUCUCAGACCCAGCAUCGCCCGUGUCGCACAGCGAUGCGGUCAAGUUUGCCCAGGCUGUCUUUGCCAAGGACAACAUCGCCGUCGUUGGCUCGGGCAUCGACGAGUCGCACCUCAGCAAGCUCGUCGGCAAGCACUUUGCCAACGUGCGCUCCAACAAGGGGCCCAUUCAGGCUGGUUCCAAGCAGUACUUUGGCGGUGACGCCCGGGUGUCCUUUGUGCCCCAUGAGGGUGCAGAGGGACCGCACGCCCACUUUGGCCACUACUUUGUCGCCUUUGAGGGUGCUGGCGUUGACGCCUCGCCCGAGCUGUCCGUCCUGCGCUCGCACCUCGGCGGCGAGUCGUCGGUCAAGUGGACCACCGGUCUCUCGCCCUUGGCCCAGCUCAAGGACAAGGUGGCUGGCGCCGAGGCGACUGCAUUCAACCUCGCCUUUACCGACUCGGGCCUGUUUGGAGCCUACAUCACUGCUCCCCACGCCAAGCUGCUCGAUGCAGCAAAGGAGGUUGCCAAGGUACUCAAGGACGCCAGCAGCAGCAUCAGCGCAGAGGACCUCACCAAGGCCAAGGCCAAGGCGAGGUUCGAGGCGGCCGCUGCCAUCGAGAGCAGAGCAGGCAUUCACGCAGCCGUCGGUGGUCAGCUCCUCGAGGCCAAGGUGCAGGCCCUCGACGAGACCCUGGCCAAGAUCGAGGGCGUGAGCGCGUCCAACCUUUCUUCGGCUGCCGCCAAGCUCCUCAAGAGCAAGCCCACAACGGUUGCCGUCGGCGACGUCUACAAGCUGCCCUACGCAGACGAGUUUCUUUAAGAGAGUAUCAAAAGUAAUCGGCUUUUCUCAGGGCCACUAGGUCC